This is a messenger RNA of Aureobasidium musti, 804 nucleotides long. Lineage: Eukaryota; Fungi; Ascomycota; Dothideomycetes; Dothideales; Saccotheciaceae. The record is from the annotation of a GenBank genome assembly.
AUGACACUUGCAGACGACGUGAAAGUCAUUUCGACUUUCGUCUCUCACGAGCAAGUGCGACUCGACUCUGGUACAAAAGCACCUCAACACUACGACACCAUCGUGCUCUGCGUCAGCGCCAUCUUUCACUGCGCCGAAACACUCUUCCAUGCCCUCCAGCAAAGAGGCUCAGACCUCACCGCUACAGUAGUGUUAUGCGGCGGAAUUGGUCACUCGACUCCACACCUUUACAGCGCAGUGGCAGAGAAUCCGCGCUAUGCCCAUCUGGCUGACCAGAUCAAUGGGCUGCCAGAAGCUCAAGUCAUGGAGAAGAUCUUUGACGCCUGCUUUUCUGGACAUGACGUCCGGAACUCUGGUGUGAAGGUGCUGGUGGAAGACCAAAGCACCAAUUGCGGUGCCAAUGCUACAGAGACCAGGAGGUUGUUGCAGAAGUUCGGGUUACUGGCAUCUGGAAGCAAAAUGUUGAUCAUUCAAGAUCCAACGAUGAGUUUGAGGACGAAAAUGUCGUUUGAGAAGGCCUUUGAAGGCGAUGGAGUGAUUUUUGAGGCUUGUCCGACAUUCGUGCCUAGGGUCACAGAGUCAGAUGGGAAAUUGAGGUUUGAGGAGGGAGCAGAUGUCACGGAGGACGAAUUGUGGGACAUGGACAGAUUCCUGGGAUUGAUCUUGGGAGAAAUCGUCAGAUUGAAGGACGACGAGACAGGCUAUGGACCAAGAGGAAAGGGCUUCAUCGGACAUGUGGACGUGCCUGAUGCGGUGCUUGAGGCAUAUGCUCGACUGGAAAAGUCUGCCCAUGCGAAGAGGUAG